Messenger RNA from Oldenlandia corymbosa var. corymbosa, 1082 nucleotides. The record is from the annotation of a GenBank genome assembly. Lineage: Eukaryota; Viridiplantae; Streptophyta; Magnoliopsida; Gentianales; Rubiaceae.
AACAAGACACAAAAAAAAAAACCCUCCUUUGGUUUGGGUUUCGCACUACAACUUUUCCCCCUUUUCCACACUCUCAGACUCACUCUUAUCUACUCCCACCGUCCUCUCCCUCUUCAAAUUCCCCACUUCCCUAAAUUGCAGAGAAGAAGAAAAAAGGUUUCAUGUCCAAAAUGGCCAUGUCGUUGAGGGUUUUAGGUGGCUGUUUGUCUGGCAAAACGCCGUCGUUGGCUCACUCUUUCGCGGUUAAGGGUCUCCCUGUUCCUCCCGUUGCUGUUCGUGCCAACUUUCCCUCUUCCACUGCUCGCACUUUGACUCUGGCCGCCGCGUCGAAACCGGCGGUUGCUGCUGAGACCAAGAAGCGUGAGCCCAGAGGGAUUACUAAGCCCCGGCGUGUCUCGCCGGAAAUGCAUGCAUUUCUGGGUGUUCCUGAGAUUCCCAGAACCCAAGCCCUCAAGGAGAUUUGGGCUUAUAUCAAGAAGCACAACCUUCAGGACCCUCAGGACAAGAAGGUCAUCAUCUGUGAUGAGAAGCUGAAGACUAUUUUCGCUGGCAAGGAUCGCGUUGGAUUUCUGGAGAUUGCUGGGCUGAUGAAUCCUCACUUCUUGAAGUGAGAUUCUCUUGAAGAACGCUGAGUUUGCGUGGAAGUGCGCCUUUUGUAAAUUGGUCUCUAGAUAGUAGGAAGUUAUAUAUUCUAGAUGACAAUGUGCUGAAGACUUGAAGAGUGAAUGCAGGUGAAUUAUGGGAUUGCUGUCGUACAUUGGGUGGUUAUUUUGGUGAUGUUGGACCACCUCAGCCUUUUAGGAUGCAAUUCACCACUCUCUCUGAUAUUUUUAAAUAUCUGGAUUUAGCUCUUAAGUAUCUAGAUUUGACAUUCUGCGGCAAGUUUCAGUAGAACUUUGAAAAUUUAUUUUGCUUUUCUUUGCUGGCAUGAGCGUUGAUAUCUUUUAUGUGUCUGUUCAUAUUUUAUGACAAUUGAAAUCGUAGAAUACAUUGAGGCAGAGUGCAGAUACGAGUUUGAAAUGCUAGUAAGUAGUAACAUAGAAAUGUGAACUUCAAAUUCAAUAGUACUUGUGGAUUGCGUA